AUUAAUAUUAUACAAAUAUAGCAAAAUAAUAUCCGACAUUUGCUAGCUUUAGUUGACAAUAAACCUUCCGAAAACUUAUUACUGCUAAAUAAUGACAAUGGAGAUGAUGUUUGAAAAGAAAAUGAUGAGACAAUAUAAGUAAAUGUCUUACUUUAUUUUUUCUGUUGUUUAAAAUCUAUCUAAAUACUAACAAUGCCGUGGAUUCAUAUUUUUAAUAUACUAAUUCUAGUGAAUUUUCAGUAUGGAAAUGGACAAAGAUUUGUCGGUCAAUCCUGCAAGAUCUUUUAUGAUAUUUCUCCUAUAAGUGUUAUCUGUAAUGUGACCAGUGGAGAUACAUGGCGCCUGGACAAUUUUCGUGAACUUAUGAACGGUACAAAAAAGUCUUACUUAGGAGACGAUCAAUAUACAUUGAAAAUAGAAUGUCAUGGUGGUGGAAAUAUAAGUAUAAGACAACCAAUUAAAUUACCGGGAAUGACAUCAUUAACCGUAAGGAACUGUUACAUUACUGAUUAUUAUGAUUAUGAUUUUUCACAAGAAGUUUCGUCGAUCGAGUCGGUACUGCAAAAUUUGAAAUUUACCAACUGCAAAAUAGAAUACAGAAGCUUAGUUCAUAUAAACCACGUUCAGAAAAAUUAUAAAAAGUUACUGGCAUAUGAGAAAUGUCAAAUAUCUAAUACUUUACGUACUUUUAUUUUUCAAAAUAGUUCUAUCGAUUAUUAUAACCCGAAACGGCCAUAUACCAGAAAAGAAAAGAAAUUGAAACUGGAUUAUGAUAAUGAACUGAAACUGGACUAUUAUAAUGAACUGAGACUGCUUAGGAAAUGUGCUCAUAACAAUCUCACGUAUGUUGAAAUAUCUUCUCUUGGUAGAAUCCCCGCUGAAGUAACGAUUAACAAUUUAUUACAGAACGGCAUAUUCAACUCCUUGAGUGUUAUUAACUUGACUAAAAAUGGGUUAAAACGGGUACCGAGUAGUUUGUUCACAGACUCUAUGUACCAAACUAUCGAUAGACUUUCGAACAUCGAUCUUUCCAGGAAUAAUAUUGAGGAUAUUAGCUUUCUUUACAUGUAUUAUGAUUUCGAUGGUAAUCUAAACGUUGAUUUGACAGGGAAUAGAAUAACUGAACUAUCAAAUCUUGACACGAACAAGUUAAAAUCGUUUUCUGGGUUCAGAAAUAAAAUUAAUUUAAGAGAAAAUCCACUUAAAUGUACAUGUUACCAAAAAUUAUUUUACGAAUUCAUUGCGAAGAUUAAUGACAAGGAGAUGAGUCAAUAUACAUAUCUUAAAUCAAUGCAGUGUUUAGAUCAAGAAAGCGAUAGAAACUCGAAAAACAUAUCUGAAUUUUCCUUCAAGGGCAUGUGUAAGAAAACUCAUAGUGUAGUGUGUGUCAAAGAGGGAAUCUCUGAAAUAUACAAAUGUUCUUUCAUAGGAUUUUCGCUAGUUUUUCUAACCAUUGUCUUCACGUGUCUAAUUUCUAAGUACAAAUAUAAAAUUAAGCAACUGUAUAGAGUAAAAACUACCGAUCAGUGCCAUUGUCCAGAUAACCCAAAAUGUUACGACGCUUUUAUUUCAUACAGCUCGUCAGAUGAACGAUGGGUGUACGAUGUAUUGUGCACGAAACUGAAAUCGUUGUUACCAGAUAUCAAUCUUUGCCUGCACCACAAAGAUUUCAUACCAGGUGCAUGCAUAGCAGAGAAUAUCAUCAAUAGCGUUGAGAAUAGCAGAUACACUCUGCUUAUAUUGUCAUUAAAUUUUAUCGAAAGUGAAUGGUGCCAAAUGGAAUUUCAGAAGGCUUUUCAUCAAACAUUGAAACACCGACGCCACUUACUUGUUUUGCUCAUUGAAGACAUUGACUUUAGUUUAUUAGACUAUGAUCUUAGAUUUUUCCUCCAAACCUAUACAUAUCUAAAAUAUUCCGAGAAACUGUUCUGGCAAAAACUUGCAGGGACAUUACAGAUGUCAAGAGAUGAGGCUAAGACAUUAAGUCACUCAACUAAUCAAGUUUUUAAUCAACUUCUUCCACCAGACUAUGAUUCAUGUGUAUAAAAUCAAACAUUUAUUCAUUUAUUUAUGUAUGUGACGAUUUUUUUUUUAAAUAUUGUCAUGCUCUCCAUACAGCAUGUACUUCGUCAAUGCUUAAAUGCAUAUCCAAAUAAACUUAAAAAAAGAGAAGCAUUCAAUUCUUUUUUAAACGCAAUUAAUCUUAUAUGUUUCAGUUAUCGGCAUUGAAAAUCAGCGCUGGAAAACAUUAAAUCCCCAGUAUAAUCCAGUUGUCAUGGAGUCAUUUUAGACCUCAGUUUGUAUUUUAGUGAAAAUUUAGUUUUCAGCAAAAAGGCCGCGAUAAGUGUAAGAUAGUUUAUAUAUUUUAAGCCAAUUUCGAAGCUGCAGUAUUAAUUAAAAAUAUUUUUGUCAGUUUAUUUUCGUUCAUUAUUGUUGAAGGAAAUUAUUUUUUCUCGAAAUAUUUAGGAUAAGAAUUUCAAAUCUAACAGAUAUUUAUUUUGGCAUUUGUCACUUAAGAUUUUCUCUUUGUUAGGCAUUAUUUUUAUCAAUUUAAGAUGUUUAACGACAAGCUAAGUGGACUCAAUUAGACUUUUUUUUCUAUACUAAUUCUAUUGUCCGGUAAACUUUUAAGUAAAGUUGAAGUUAA
This is a messenger RNA of Mytilus trossulus (common blue mussel), 2647 nucleotides long. RefSeq names its product toll-like receptor Tollo. NCBI's taxonomy places the organism in Eukaryota, Metazoa, Mollusca, Bivalvia, Mytilida, Mytilidae. The transcript has a single exon. The record is from RefSeq and is a predicted model, not a curated record. Gene Ontology annotation, biological process: toll-like receptor signaling pathway; immune response; inflammatory response. Gene Ontology annotation, cellular component: plasma membrane. Bases 193 to 2046 code for a protein of 617 amino acids. Gene Ontology annotation, molecular function: transmembrane signaling receptor activity; protein binding.